AUGGGUGCCCACAAGUAUCUCGAGGAGCUCAACAAGAAGAAGCAGUCCGAUGUGAUGCGCUUCUUGCUCCGCGUGCGCUGCUGGGAGGUACGACUUUCCGAUGACCCAUGAGCGGCAUAAAGCACUGCAGUUUCUGCACGGGCUUGUGUCUUGAUCGUACUCGUUGAACAUUUGCUGAGAGUACAUCAAUCUAGCUCCGCCAACUGAACGUCAUCCACCGCGCCUCUCGCCCAUCUCGCCCAGACAAGGCCCGUCGCCUCGGAUACAAGGCCAAGCAGGGCUAUGUCAUCUACCGCGUGCGUGUCCGCCGUGGUGGCCGCAAGAGGCCAGUGCCAAAGGGUGCAACCUACGGUAUGCUUGCAAUGAAAAGAUGGAGGAGAAGGUGGGCAAUGAUCUGACAUAUUGCAUAGGCAAGCCGACCAACCAGGGUGUGAACCAGCUCAAGUACCAGCGCUCGCUCAAGUCCACCGCCGAGGAGCGUGUCGGCCGCCGCUGCGCCAACUUGCGCGUCCUGAACAGCUACUGGAUCAACCAGGACAGCACCUACAAGUACUACGAGGUCAUCCUCGUCGACCCACAGCACAAGGCCAUCCGACGUGACGCCCGCAUCAACUGGAUCGUCAACCCAGUCCACAAGCAUCGCGAGCAGCGAGGUCUCACCGCCACCGGCAAGAAGAGCAGAGGUCUUAACAAGGGCCACCGCUACAACAACACCCGCGGUGGCAGACGCAAGACGUGGCGCCGCCAUGAGAAGCUCUCCCUUUGGCGCUACAGAUAG
Molecule: messenger RNA, 778 nt
Organism: Lecanosticta acicola
Lineage: Eukaryota; Fungi; Ascomycota; Dothideomycetes; Mycosphaerellales; Mycosphaerellaceae
Source: the annotation of a GenBank genome assembly